UUCAGCUUCGUUCCAGCUCGUAUAAUCUAUUACACAAUACUCCGAAACUGAUUCACUAAAAGUAAACAUUCGAGUCACACAAUCUACUUCGAAACACUCUCAUACCCAAAUACAACGCUAUCUAUGGAGCAACGAAGGGUUCUGUCAUUCCCUUCCGGGACAUAUCAGGAUAUCAACAACUUACCAGUGUCUCACGAAACAUAUCCAUGUGACCCUCACAACCCGAUGACACCAGAGCAACGUCAGGGCUCGUUCCAGGAGGAUCUCGCUUUCCACAGCUCAGCGAUCCAUGACUAUUCCAACACCCCAGUCACGAGAGUAGACAUCCUUGAUCCAUGGCUACUAAAUGUGCCUCCUUGCGGCAGCCCAUUAUCUACAGGCUCUUCAAUCAGCACCUCGGAGAGCGUUUCAACUCCACCUUGUACUGGACAAUUUCCGCAAAGUCAGUACACCCUCCUUGAACAGCCAUUACCGCAUGCUUUGGGUCAUUUACCAAGCAAUAUGGGCUGGAUAGAGAAUACCGAGAAUGGCUGGCAUCGACACUGUCCCGAAGGUGAUGUUUGGAGCGUACAAACUUCUCUACCUUCUUGGGGUGAGGGCGAAUACACAAGCCAUCCACUGCCUACUAUGGAGCCAUGCUUCCAACCCGUCAGCCAUGACAUAACACAGUCAUUCUCGUACCCGACACGAGACAAUUACCCCAAUGUUCCAGUCGCUGAUUCUGCGCCUCUCAAAGAUGCAGCCAGCGUGGUGGAAGACACCAGUGACGAGAGCGAUUCUGAUUCAGACGAUUCGGACUACAAAGAAAAUGACUCCAGCCGUUCCACCUCAAGCUCCAAGCACAAAGGCGCGAGGACAGUGUCCCCGGUCCUCAAACUCGGCAGAUGGUCCGUGAACACUGACCCCUUCAGCCAACUGGAGCAACGCAACUACAUCUGCCCCUUCACUACUCAGCCAGAUGCCCGCGGACGUAUCUGUGAUACGAGGUUCGUGCGCCCAGAGCAUCUGCGUCGCCACGUCAAGACAGUGCAUGGCGACGAAAGAGACUGCAGGUGCAAAGUUCCUCAGUGCAAUAGGGCUUUCUCGAGGGGCGACAAUUUGAGGGAUCAUUAUUGGACGCAUGUGAGUCGUGGGGGAAGGGCGGGCAGGAAUAUCAAGAUGAACCUUGCAGAAUUGAAGGCUAUCCUCGGGCCGAAAGAGAAGAAGUUGAUAAGGAGAUUGAGGGUGAAGUUGCACAGGCAGCAUGUGGGGCGCCCUAAACUCUAAACCUGCAACAUUGCGUCGGGGAGGUCUGCACUGGUGUUUAACUCUCUUGGUUUUGUUAUGGGACACAUGGAGUUAGGGGGGCUUGCCUGUUUGCAUGCACUUUGUGUGUGGUUUCAUUUUCUCGUAGGGGUAAGAUGUACGCUCAGUAUGUUUGCGAAACCGUCACAUUGUUCAUCUCCAUAUAUACUAAGAGUUCUCUCAUUGACCUUUCUGAGAGCUACAUACGCAAACACAUUAUAUAGCUGAAUAGAAAUCUACCAGG
Messenger RNA from Cucurbitaria berberidis CBS 394.84, 1528 nucleotides. RefSeq lists its product as uncharacterized. The transcript has 2 exons. Gene Ontology annotation, cellular component: nucleus. Gene Ontology annotation, biological process: regulation of transcription by RNA polymerase II. The coding region runs from base 124 to 1266 and encodes 380 amino acids. NCBI's taxonomy places the organism in Eukaryota, Fungi, Ascomycota, Dothideomycetes, Pleosporales, Cucurbitariaceae. The record is from RefSeq and is a predicted model, not a curated record.